This is a messenger RNA of Pocillopora meandrina, 543 nucleotides long. NCBI's taxonomy places the organism in Eukaryota, Metazoa, Cnidaria, Anthozoa, Scleractinia, Pocilloporidae. The record is from the annotation of a GenBank genome assembly.
GGAGUAAUUUCUUUCUUUCUUACUCUCUUCCUCAUCAAUAGAGGGAUGCAUUCUGAAAAGUUGGCAAUUAUUGAAGUCAAGGUGAACUUCCUGUCUUGUCAGGCACUGGAAGAUAUCAGCGCUGGGUCUUUUUUAACUGAUCUCUGGGGUGCAGUGAAAAAUUCUCCAGAUUCUCACACUGUGCAUGUUGAGAAAAACAAGCAUGUGACUCCUGAAGGGGUUAUGAAAUAUGUCAAUCAUUCUUGUGACAGCAAUGCAAAAUUUAUCUUUGAAAAGCGCAAAGUGUCAUUUCCAACCCUAAGUGACAAUCAGGAAGUCUGUUGGCAUAUGGUGGCCACUCGUAACAUCAAGAAGGGCCAAGGAAUCACCUAUGACUACAAUCUAACAGAAUAUGAUAUGGCUGAACAUUUCCAGUGCAACUGUGGUUCAGAGAAAUGCCUAGGUGAAAUAAAAGGCUUUAAAUAUUUGACACCAGAGCAACAGAAGUCCAGGGCAAGGGAGUUAUCUCCAGUUGUUACUGAACUUUGGGAAGAAAAUGCUUGA